This is a messenger RNA of Cutaneotrichosporon cavernicola, 1431 nucleotides long. RefSeq lists its product as uncharacterized. The record is from RefSeq and is a predicted model, not a curated record. Gene Ontology annotation, molecular function: oxidoreductase activity, acting on the aldehyde or oxo group of donors, NAD or NADP as acceptor. NCBI's taxonomy places the organism in Eukaryota, Fungi, Basidiomycota, Tremellomycetes, Trichosporonales, Trichosporonaceae. Bases 1 to 1431 code for a protein of 476 amino acids. The transcript is spliced from 3 exons.
AUGCCCCAAGUCAACAUCCAGACCACGAUUAGCCCCUUCACCCAGGAGCCGGUGUGCACCCGCCCGCUCCUGAGCGCAUCCCAGCUCGACGCGGUCGUCUCGCAGGCCGUCAAGGCGCAGAAGGGCUGGCGCAAGGUUCCGCUUGAUGAGCGCGCGGCCAUUGCCGAGCGCUGGAUGGCCGAGUUUGAAAAGAACGCAGACAUCCUCGCAGAGGACAUUGCGCUCCAGAUGGGCAGGCCUGUUGGUCAGUGCAAGGGCGAGAUCAACGGAACACUCUACCGCGCUCGCCACCUCAUCAAGAUUGCCAAGGAGGCACUGGCACCCAUUCCCCAAACUGAGACGGACGACGAGGCAAACAGGCGCUACAUUAUCAAGCAGCCGCUGGGUGUUGUUGUCGCAAUCACCCCCUGGAACUUCCCGCACCUCACAAUGGUCAACUCGGUCCUUCCCGCUCUCCUGGCGGGCAACGCGGUGAUCAUCAAACCGGCUCCGCAGACGCCUGUUCCAGCCGAGCGCGUGCUGGAGUGCUUCGACGCCGCCGGCCUCCCUCCCAACGUCCUGCAGGUCAUCCACCUCACCCAGCAGGCGACGCUGGACCUGUGUGCGGACCCGCGCGUCAACUUUGUCUCCUUCACAGGCUCGGUGCCAGGUGGACGGGCGGUGCAGGAGGCCGCGGCCCACGGCCGUGGCUUCAAGGGUGUCGGUCUCGAGCUGGGUGGCAAGGACCCCGCCUAUGUCCGUGAGGACGCCGACUUGAACUACACCGUUGCCAACCUGGUGGACGGCGCAUUCUUCAACUCUGGUCAGAGCUGCUGUUCCGUUGAGCGCAUUUACGUCCAUUCUGCGGUUUACGACGAGUUUGUUAACCAGUUCGCCGCCCUCACCCGCAAGGACUAUAUCGUUGGGGACCCCAUGGCCAAGGGCACUACUCUUGGUCCUGUGGUGUCGUUGGCCAGCGCUAAGCGCAUCCGCAAGCAGGUUGCGGACGCUGUUGCGGCAGGAGCUACGUUGCUGGUUGGUGAGGCCGAAUUCGCCGGCGCCAAGGAGGGCACGACGCUCGUCGGGCCUCAAGUUCUCACCGACGUCGACCACGGCAUGGAGGUCAUGUCCGAGGAGACAUUUGGCCCCGUCGCCGCUAUUAUGAAGGUCGAGAGCGACGAGGAGGCACUCGCGCUCAUGAACGACUCGCAGUACGGCCUUACCGCCAGCGUGUGGACCAACCCCGACGAUGCGGCCAGCAUUGCCGUGUUCAACAACUUUGUCGACGAGCUCGAGGCCGGCACCGUCUACCUCAACCGUGCGGACGCACUCGACCCCGCCGUCCCCUGGACGGGCGUUAAGGACACGGGCCGCGGCUAUUCUCUCAGCGUCCUCGGAUUCGGUCAGCUCACGCAGGCCAAGAGUGUCAUGAUGCGCACCAAGCUCAACUAG